GAGAAAACUAGAGCACCCGGAGAAAACGCACGUGAUCACAGGGAGAACGUGUCGCCUCUGCACAGUGAGCGCUCGUAGUCAGGCUCAAACCCGAGCUUCUGGCUCUGUAAGAAUUACUGGAAGAAAAACAGAAGGACAGUAUCAAGAGUCUAACUCGGGAUUUUGUUGGCCUGAAUUUGAAGCAUCAGCCUGACGAUGAAUGACAAGUGUGCUAGUACUUUUACAGGCCUGGAGCCUCUUCACUUGCUUCGCAUCCUGCAAGCAUGCUGGACAAAGAGGGAGAUUCAUGAGCUCCCGGAAGAAGCAAGGCGAGGAUUUGCCUCCCUCGCUGAUCCUUUGGAGGGUCUCCUGAUCAUGCUGGAGAACUGCAACGACUGGAAAAAGGGAAAGAAACAGUCCCUGGCACAUUAUCUGAUUGACCAGUUUAAUAGUUGGAUAAAAGACAAUGCAAGCGCCCAGCAGCCAUGCCAGAAGCAAAACCUGCUGCAGGCAAAAGUCUUCGCUUUGCUCACCGUGGUUCCAACCAAUGUGCUGGACCCGCUGGUUUCCCUGUUCGAAGUGGAUAAAGCUGAUACAUCCUCCCUGCUCAGCCUGAUUGAGGAUCUGUGCAUCAAGAACAAGUAUAAGGAGGCGGUGGUACUGAGUAUAAAGUUGAAUCUUCAAUCACAUCUGAACAUAGAGGAGAUGUGCAUUCCCCUGCUCCUUCAGGAUGAUAUGAGCCUGGUGGAGGUGUACGUGGAUGAUUAUCCAGAGCUGCAGGGACGUUUGCUACAAGCACUGGAUUCGUUGUGCUACCCAAUUGAUAACACAAGAAGCAUCCAAAGGCAUGAUGGAAAACUAUCACGAUUGAGAUGCGAUAAACUAAAUUAUAAAGUCUUAAGUAAAUUGGUGUUCAGACUAAUGGAACGUUAUGGCCUUGGCACAGAGCUCUGCCCAAACGUGGUGAAUCAACAUUGUUUGGCCUCCAUCAAAUACCUCUUACAUAAACACUUUGUGGAGAAAACUAUAACUGAAGAGAAUUGGGCUGAACACAUAGAGGGUUUGGUUGGACAGAACACCUGGCUGCAGAUCCAGUUUAUAGGUUUACUGGGAAAGUACACUGAUCUGGACACAGUGGCUCACUGGGCCUUGAGGCUAAAUGUGCCACAAGAGAAAUUACCACAACCUGUCGCCAAAUGGCUUAAGCAGCUGGAAAAAGACAAAGGUUACAGAACUGGUUUAGAGAAGAGUUUCAAAGUGCAGAGUCUCGAGGAGAAAGAGAAAAAGAGGAACUUCUACCAGUUACCAAUUCCCACAGAGAGUAUCCACAUUGUUGAGCAUCUGGAACAAUUAACGAGCUGUGCAUCUCGGGUACUGCAGGCCGGUGGUGUCGUGGGCAUUGACAUGGAAUGGAGGCCAACGUUCACGGCCUGGACCAAGGCCCGGGUGUCCAUCCUGCAGAUCGCUUUGAAGGAUCAUGUCUACCUUCUGGACCUGCCUCAGCUGGUGAAGGAGUCAGAAUCUCCUGGCCGUGAACUUGAGUUUGCACAAUUCAUACAGUCGUUGUUUAGUAACAGAACUAUAACUAAACUAGGUUAUGCUUUAGCGGGGGAUCUGCGUUCUUUGUGUACAUCGUACCCUGUUUUGAAGGAUGUGGCCCAGAUCACAGCUGGGAUGCUCGACCUCCUAAAUAUGCAGAAGGAGCUGCUGAGAGCACCAGUUCACAGACAGGAUUACAGGGAAGCAGUGGAUGUGCUUGCAUCAGUCGAGAACGGUUUGGACUCUGGCUGCAGACAGCGGGAAAAGGGGCUCAGUCUCCUUGUGCAGUAUGUUUUGGGGAAGCCACUGGAUAAAACGGAGCAGUUAUCCAACUGGGAGAGACGGCCUCUCCGGCUUAAGCAGAUCAUUUACGCAGCGGCCGAUGCAUACUGCCUGUUGGAUCUUUAUGAGGUCUUACAUCAGGAGAUGGAACAUUUCAGAUUGAGCCACAGCCCCGAAAACCGUUUGAAGUCAAAAGUGGAGAAGAAAAGGAAGGAAAAUAAACCAAAGCAAAGCAGGAGCUGUGCCAACAUCCCCAGCCAGGACAGGCAGUCAGCUCUGGAGCAGAUACCACCGUCCUCCCCGGUGUCGCCUACGGAUUUCAGAGUCAUCUGCGACAACAUGCUGCAGGGGCUCGGCCGAUACCUUCGUUGUGUCGGAGUUGAUGUGAAGAUUCUAGCAAAUGAAGACGAUCACAGGAUGGCUGCUGAGAUUGCCCGUGAAGAAGACCGAGUUAUACUGACCUGUGGUUUACCCUUCCAGACGCUGCGUUCCCAGGUGCAGGAAGGCCGAUGCCUCUCUGUGAAUUGCUCAGAUAAAGCCAAGAAUCAGGCCAUUCAUGUGUUGAAACACUUCAAUGUGCAAGUCACUCCAAGAGACAUCUUCAGCCGUUGCCAGCUCUGCAAUGGGUCUGAGUACUUGAAGCUGUCGGUUGAGGAAAUGGCACAAGCUGUACAGUUAAACGCUGCCGCAGGAAAGACGGAGACUUCAGAUACUCCAUCCACAGAGAGUGUUAAGUUCCCCAGUCAAGGCAAACACAAGGCCCUUCCGCAGAUUGAUCCUGGCUGGCCUGGCAUCUGCUCGUACUCUCCCAAUUGCCACUGGGCAGAGAGAUCAGGGUUGAACAUGAAGACCCUAAAGUUUACCAGUGGUGCAACUUUGCAGGUGAGCACCAUCCCACCUGGUAUUUUGGACAAGGUGACCAGGUUCUACUGCUGCACCACCUGUGGUAAAGUGUUCUGGGAAGGUUCCCAUUUUCGGCGUGUGCUAUCACAGUUCCAAGAAGUGCUACGCAUUACCAAUGAUUCAUCAUAUCUCCAAAUGUAAUCCUCCUUCAUAUUGUGCCAGAUGUUUAUUUGUAACCCGAGUACCAGCCUUCAUCUUCCAUAGAGAAAAUGCACCUUGCCAAAGCUCAUUUUUGGGCUUGCCUGAUCAUCAGUCAUCUUCAAGAAUUUCAUCAAGUUGGUCAGACCACAGCACCAAAAAUCUUCCAUAUUCUGCCCCAUCUUUUGGUGCAUUCAAUCCGAGCUCCAUGCCUUCCCAUCGCUGGUACCCACAUCUUCCUGUUUUCUGCCCUGUCCAAUUGAUCUACUCUUCCCUGAGCCACUGGUACACGUCUUCCGAUCUUACUAAUCCCAACCCACCAAGUCCAUCCAAACCACUCAUCAUUAUCUAAACCAAACCGUCCACCCAACUAAACAGCUGAGUCACUCAAUCACCCGCUGACACAACUUGCUCUGUCCCACUGACCUCUACUUCACUUUCCAAAUGACCCAACUUGCCAUGUCCCAUUGUCCAACAGCUCCCCCUGCCCCAAACCCUAGACCCAACAUAUUUUGUCCUGCUGUUCGCUCCUCAUCUUCCUCCUGAGCUAACUUGCCCCACCCAGCCCAACAAGCUCACUCAGCAUUGUAUUGUUGACCCAAUCCACCAUUGAGCAGAUACAUUUUAUCCUUAUUCCACUCCCCAUCCCAUUCUCCCCUCUCCUGCUCCACCUCACUGUUCUCCCUGUCACAUUCUCCCUAUGUCUUACUCCCCUGUCCAUCCCACUCUCUCCAUCCUGCUGUCACUCCCCCACUCUCCCCAUCCGGCCUCUGUUAAAUUAUCUGUUAUUUAAUAAUCUCACAUUAAACUUUAAAUCACACAUUUUAAAUCCAGCUGCUCUGCUGCCAGCUCCUGUUGGAGGUGUUGCAAGUUUUAAAUAGAUUUUCCUUUUUACUGAAGUUAUUGUACUGCAUUUUUACCAAUAAAGGAAUUACCAAAAA
Molecule: messenger RNA, 3782 nt
Organism: Amblyraja radiata (thorny skate)
Lineage: Eukaryota; Metazoa; Chordata; Chondrichthyes; Rajiformes; Rajidae
Gene: exd3
Product: exonuclease 3'-5' domain containing 3
Exons: 22
Coding region: 196-2844 (882 amino acids)
Biological process (GO): nucleobase-containing compound metabolic process
Molecular function (GO): nucleic acid binding; 3'-5' exonuclease activity
Source: RefSeq, a predicted model, not a curated record